Molecule: messenger RNA, 1276 nt
Organism: Episyrphus balteatus (marmalade hoverfly)
Lineage: Eukaryota; Metazoa; Arthropoda; Insecta; Diptera; Syrphidae
Product: palmitoyl-protein thioesterase 1-like
Exons: 8
Coding region: 212-1192 (326 amino acids)
Biological process (GO): receptor-mediated endocytosis; protein depalmitoylation
Cellular component (GO): lysosome
Molecular function (GO): palmitoyl-(protein) hydrolase activity
Source: RefSeq, a predicted model, not a curated record
GAUAAAAGAAGAAUAAAGUUCAUUUUGUUUAAAGAUUAUUUAAAUGCAAACUUGAAUCUCGAACGGUUGGAUUAUAAAUAAACUAGCACAAUCAAUUAUUGCCGAACCAAAACAAAACAAAAAAAGAGAGCAACAUUUCUGUUCUGUCAAAAAGCAGCUGUUUAAAAAUGAAUUAAAUGAUGAACUUAAAUGAGCUUUUAUAAAAGCUUUUAUGGGUGACGACGACGGACAAAGUAUAUUGAAGACAUACCUACCUACUUACCCACAAUCUCAUCAAGGAACAUUCGUUGAGCCAAUGACUUUCAUCAACAAGCUUUUGGUAUUUAUUGGAAUCUGGCAAUCUAUCUGGUGUCUGAGUUAUGGGGAUCCAACUCCGGUAGUUAUUUGGCAUGGAAGUGGAGAUACUUCAGAAGGAAUACCUAAUUCGAUGAUGAAACUUAUAGAGGAUCAUAUUGAUGGUAUUUAUGUGAAACGUAUACGAAUUGGUGCCAGUGUGUGGGAUGAAUAUCAAAAUUCUAUUUUCAUGCAUCCUGAUAUACAGAUUUCCUUGGUUUGCAAUGAACUGCAAAAUGAUACAAGAUUAUCAAAUGGUUAUAACAGCAUUGGUCUCUCACAAGGUGGUGUUUUUUUACGAGCUAUAGCUCAACGCUGUCCCUGGCCACCCAUGAAAAACCUAAUAACAUUUGCCUCACCACAUCAAGGAGUCUAUGGUCUUCCCAAAUGUCCUUCAACGAAAACAUGGAUAUGUGAUAUAAUCAGACAUUUCCUUUUCUUAGCUGCAUAUAAAAGUUCAACGCAGAAAUUCUUGAUUCCUGCAACUUAUUGGCAUGAUCCUUUCAAUGAGGUAAUGUACAAGUGGCAGAGUACAUUUCUCAGUGACAUAAACAACGAAAAAGGGAAGAACGAAGAAUAUUCUCAAAAUUUACAAAAACUUGAAAGAUUUAUAAUGGUUAAGUUUCGAAAUGACUCUGUUACCCAACCUAGAGAGACUCAAUGGUUUGAAUUUUAUUUACCUGGACAGGAUAAGGUUAUUUUACCAUUAAGAAAAAGCAAGUUGUAUAGAGAAGAUAAACUGGGACUUGCAACAAUGGACAAAAAAGGGCAACUUGUUUUCUUAGAACUGAAUGGGGACCAUUUGAAGUAUUCUGAUGAAUGGUUUGUUGAAAAUAUUUUAAGGUAUUUAAGAAGUUGAAGAUCUCCUUGUUAAAUUUAGAUUUAAAGAUUAUUAAUUAAUUUAUUUAGAAUUAAUAAAAAAAAACAUAUAAAUUAAAUUACA